Meriones unguiculatus (Mongolian gerbil) is the source of this 1666-nucleotide messenger RNA. It is a transcript of the gene Trnp1, whose product is annotated as TMF1 regulated nuclear protein 1. Gene Ontology annotation, cellular component: nucleus. The coding region runs from base 124 to 801 and encodes 225 amino acids. Gene Ontology annotation, biological process: regulation of cell population proliferation. NCBI's taxonomy places the organism in Eukaryota, Metazoa, Chordata, Mammalia, Rodentia, Muridae. Gene Ontology annotation, molecular function: DNA binding. The transcript has 2 exons. The record is from RefSeq and is a predicted model, not a curated record.
AUAAGAGGCUGGGAUGCGCGUGCGGCCUGGGUGUGUGCUCUGCGGCCCCCUCCCCCGGUCCCGUCCCCAGCGUCUCUCCUCCCCGCGCACCGACAGCCCGGGGCCGCCGCGGGGCUGGGGGGGAUGCCGGGCUGCCGCAUCAGCGCUUGCGGCCCAGGGGCCCAGGAAGGGACGGCAGAGCCGGGGUCGCCCCCGCCGCCACCCCGGGAGCCCCUGGCCUCUCUCCAGCCCCCGCCCCCAUCUCCGACCUCGACCCCGACCCCCGCUCAGUCACCGCCGUCUCCGAAGGCGGCCGAGACCCCCGCGGAGGGGCAGGAGCUGCAGCGCUGGCGCCAGGGUGCUAGUGGGGGAGCGGGGGGCGCGGGCCCGGCGGGGAUCGGGGGCGCGGGCGCGGCGGCGGGGGCCGGGGGCCGCGCGCUGGAGCUGGCCGAAGCGCGGCGGCGCCUGCUGGAAGUGGAGGGCCGCCGGCGCCUGGUGUCGGAGCUGGAGAGCCGGGUGCUGCAGCUGCACCGAGUCUUCCUGGCCGCCGAGCUGCGCCUGGCGCACCGCGCCGAGAGCCUGAGCCGCCUGAGCGGCGGCGUGGCCCAGGCCGAGCUCUACCUGGCGGCGCACGGGUCGCGUCUCAAGAAGGGCGCGCGCCGCGGCCGCCGGGGUCGUCCCCCCGCGCUGCUGGCGUCCGCGCUCGGCCUGGGGAGCUGCGUGCCCUGGGGCGCGGGGCGGCUGCGGCGCGGCCACGGCCCCGAGCCGGACUCGCCCUUCCGCCGCAGCCCGCCUCGCGGCCCCGCCUCCCCCCAGCGCUGACCUCAGCCCCCGGGACCCCUUGCCUCCCGAGACAGGCGGUCCCCCGGGUGCGCAAGGAAGGACGGACGGACGGAUCCAGGUGCUGGGUAGAUGGACGGCGUCAACUACGCGGAGGAGGCCGCCGGGGUGCCGGGGCCCCUGAAAGUGAGACUGAGCUCCUCAGAGCCGCCACUCCAUGGGUCAGGACUUCUGCAUUCUGCUCCUUCUCUGGAUACCGCCUUCAGGAAGACUUCCAGGACUGACUGUACCCGUCUCGGCGCCUUCCUCUCAGGAGCCCUCACGGUGGCAAGGGGCUGGGUCCUGGGAACUUUCUGUACUCUGAAUUGCUUUCCGUACACUGCAUUUUCCAUACUUUGCUUAUACAGAGACCCAAGAUGCUAUCCAGUUAGCCGAGACCACAGCACACAUUGCCGGUGUGACCAAUGAGGAGAAUUCUUAUUGAAGACAGACUCCUCAUUCUUAAGUCCCAGUGAGGCCGGAGUCCCCGUCCUCACCACUUCUUUGUCCAAUAGCUCCAGGAAGCCUAUUUGAGGCAAAUCACUGCUGUAGGAAACCCCCGUUUCCCCCCACCCAGUGCCCUUGUCCUCCCCGUGUGAUUGAGGACAUACCUGGGUCUCCUUGCAGACAAUCAGCUGCUGCCUCCUAGGGGGACACCUCUUUCUCAGGAUGAGGUGGUGGCAACAUCAAACAUCCAAAGCCAACCUAACCGCACAAAGGAAAUCACUUCUUCAUGUAUCCUGAUAGAGGGAAGGAGGCACAUUUACGCACACACCGCCCAGAACCCAUAGGCUUCUGUACAGUGGCUGUAUAGCGACUUGGUCCCCAAUUGUAUACAACGCAGGAAGAAUAAAGCUCAGUAACGUGA